Messenger RNA from Mycena indigotica, 1332 nucleotides. RefSeq lists its product as uncharacterized. The record is from RefSeq and is a predicted model, not a curated record. The transcript is spliced from 5 exons. NCBI's taxonomy places the organism in Eukaryota, Fungi, Basidiomycota, Agaricomycetes, Agaricales, Mycenaceae. Bases 1 to 1332 code for a protein of 443 amino acids.
AUGUUCAAACGGCCGUUGCCUGUGCGCGGAGACGAGAGCUUCCAGAGUGGUGGAUCGGGCCACUCACUGCAAACCGCCGAACCCACGACCUCGACGGGGAUGGCAGAAACUCACUUCCCGGGAAACAGCACGAAAACGCUGCCCAGCACUGUUGGUGUGGGGCGGCAUGACGGACAUCAAGACGGGCACUUAAACUGCAUUGCCGCACGCCACGGAUGGACACGCACCUUCUCGAUCUCGCCUGAAGAACUGGCUGUAAUUGACUAUGAUACCCUUGAACGAAUCCUGGAGGUGAAUACCCUGCGACUAAGGCCUAUGGGCCUACGCAUAUUCGUAGAGCAGCCCGCCGAGUCGGGAUCAUGGUCUAAAGUGAGGCCAUGGAAACAUGAUUCCUCCCUCCAAACAAUCCUUGUCCAAAAAUUCCUCGAAGACCGCCGUGCGACAGGCACGAUAACGCGCUUUGACGUGCGUGACGGGUCUGACCGACGAGACGAAUCAGACACACACAGUCUGCGCUCCGUCGGGAGCCGUAUAGUCCACGGCAUACAGCAUCCUCGAGGCGGGUCAGAGGCAUCAGCGCGAUCAUCGGCGACCACCACGGGCCGGGCGGCCCGGCCCACAAGCUGGUUCGGUACACUGCUGCGAAGGAACACAAGCAAGGGGAAGAAGAAGCAGACUGCGCCAAUACCCGCUGAUGGCGAGGAUGAUGAGGACGGGGAACAUCCACCUGAGCCCCCCGCGAAGCAGUCCACGUCCACCUCGAUCUUUGGCUACCUCAACCCACUCGCGCUGUUCUCUUCUUCAGCACCAACUUCAAAGCAACCUGAAGCCGAAACACUUAUGUCACCAGAAGAGACACGGGCAGCAGAGGUCGAAAACUUGCGCAAACGCGGGUGGAUGCCGCCAGGCCUCGCCAAGCGGCAGCGAUCGCUACGCGAGCGACUUAAAGCCCGCGAGGGCCAGAACCCGUUCCUCGGCGGGUCACGUGUGUAUGUUCGCAGCAGCAAGAAACGGGAGGAGGUGGAGAACCCGUUUGAGGCUGACGCGACAGAGAUUACGCCACAAGAGGUGGACGAAUUCUUUGAGAUUGACCGGACAUCGUCAAUCAUCGAGAUGAACAACCAACCGCCAGUCAAUGUUAAGCCAAAGAACUCGUGGGGUCGGCUCAAGGGUGAAAAGAAGAGCAAGAAGAAUAAGGGAAAGCAGAAGGGAGAGCUUGGGGGCGGCGCGGCCAUCGUGCGCAACGCGGUGGAGGCUUUCCCCAACUCGCCGCACCAUUCACAGAAUAAUAUUGAUAAGGUUGACCACGAUGCGGAGGAGGACGAGUAUUAA